Messenger RNA from Vigna angularis (adzuki bean), 681 nucleotides. RefSeq lists its product as uncharacterized. The record is from RefSeq and is a predicted model, not a curated record. The coding region runs from base 1 to 681 and encodes 226 amino acids. Lineage: Eukaryota; Viridiplantae; Streptophyta; Magnoliopsida; Fabales; Fabaceae. The transcript has a single exon.
AUGGAAUCUCAAACAUCCUUUACCACCGUUUAUGUGUCUGUAUUUGAUGGACUAAACUAUCAAAUGUGGGUUGUCAAAAUGAAAGCAUAUCUAGAUGCUAACGAUGUGUGGGAAACGGUAAAAGAGCACUACGAAGUGUCUCCCUUGCCAAAUAAUCCUACGGUCGCUCAAAUGAAAAAUCACAAAGAAAAGAGGCUUCGAAAAUCCAAAGUCAAAUCAAUUUUGUUCACAGCCGUAUCUCCAAUCAUUUUCAACAAAAUAAUAACGUUAAAAACGACAUAUGAAAUCUGGAAGUUUUUGAAGGAAGAGUAUGAAGGUAAUGAGAGAAUCAAAGGAAUGCAAGCUUUGAAUCUGGUUCGAGAACUUGAGAUGCAAAAGAUGAAAGAUUCGGAGACAAUAAAAGAUUAUGUGGACAAGCUUCUCGGCAUUGCAAACAAAAUACGUCUUCUUGGCAUUGAGAUUCGUGAUUCUCAAAUUAUUCAAAAAAUACUUGUAACAAUUCCAGAAAGAUAUGAAGCCACAUUGAGUUCCUUGGAGAACUCAAAAGAUCUUUUUACUAUUACCUUGGCAGAACUUUUGAUCGCACUUCAGGCUCCAGAACAAAGAAGACUCAUGAGAGAAGAAUAUCAUAUUGAAGGGGCUUUGACAACUAAAUUUCUGAAAAAAAAAAGGGUAAGUUAG